Homalodisca vitripennis (glassy-winged sharpshooter) is the source of this 1266-nucleotide messenger RNA. RefSeq names its product zinc finger BED domain-containing protein 4-like. Gene Ontology annotation, molecular function: protein dimerization activity. The record is from RefSeq and is a predicted model, not a curated record. Lineage: Eukaryota; Metazoa; Arthropoda; Insecta; Hemiptera; Cicadellidae.
AUGGUCACGUUCCUUCCAGUGUACAUUUCACUCUCUACGAGAGAAAAAGUCAUAUUGAGGAUGUCAAGGACUGGCGGUUUACGCCAUUCAAGAAUUGUAAACUGUUUGUUGUAUUUUAUUUGCAAAGACAAACGCCCCUUCUACAUUAUUGAAGGUAAAGGAUUUAAACUACUAAUGAAGGAAUUGGCUCCUACAUUUAGAAUUCCUUUUUCAUUUAUGAAGAAACAGCUUGAUUUAAACUGCUCUUUCAAUGAAAACAUUGUUCCUAUUAUUACAAAGGUUCAAGCUAUUGUUAAAUACAUAAAAAAUAGUGUUAAUAUGUCCGACAAACUAAGGAAGGUACAAAUAGAGAAUAAUGUCGCUGAAGGAAGUGUAAAGAAGCUGGUAUUGGAUGUAAAAACAAGGCGGAAUUCUACAUACUAUAUGAUCGAAAGAUUUCUUGAGAUUUUAAAAGUAGUAAGUCAAAUUUUAAUUAAUGACGCCUCGAGCCCAGAGAUGCCGAGUGCAAGUGAAGUUGAGACAUUGAGAAAUCUUGAAAGUCUAUUAAAACCUUUCAAGUUUGCUACUACUGAAAUAUCAGGGGAGAAAUAUGUAACUAUUUCUAAAAUAAUUCCAAUGGUAAACUGUAUAACAAAGAGAUUAGAAGAUUUCAAAUUAAAUUAUACCAAAAUUUUGGCUGUUAAGGAAUGGUUGUUGUCUGCAGUUAAUAAGAGAUUUGGAUUGGCUGAGCAAAACUCUAAAAUAGCCAUGUCCACUAUACUAGACCCACGUUUUAAAACCAUUCAUUUUAAGAAUCCAAUUGCGUGCUCUAGAGCAAUAGCAAAAUUAAAAACAUUGUGUGCUGCUGAACAAUCAUCAGAAGAAUCAGAGGAAGAUUUGUCCUCAUCUGAAACUGGCAAGUCAUUUGAUUUUUGGCAAACCCACAAGGAAUUAGCACACGGAAAAAGGAAGAAGAAACAAGGUUAUAGUGGAGAUUCUUCGGAAAUUACCAUGUACUUAGCUAAUCCAGUCAGCCCCUUAAAGUCAAAUCCGAUUGAACAAUGGGACGAAAUGAAAAAUGUUUUCCCUGGCCUCUACAAACAAGCUCAACAGCAUUUAUUGAACAUGGCAACAUCUGUACCAUGUGAAAGGCUGUUUUCAAAAGCUGGUGCUACUAUCACACAAGACAGAAACCGCCUUUCUGGAAAUUAUUUGCAAAAACUUGUGUUUUGGCCGUUUUGGGUAGUGUACCAGACGAUGCUUGGUUCAGUUAAGCAUAUAUUAUAA